AUGGCCUCGCCUAACCCCGCCAACUCCCGUCCAACCCGGCCCGUGUUGCGACAGACACUUUCCAGCAGCUCCUUCAUUCAGGAUCACCAGCAAUACAAGCCCUCGGUUCCCAUCCAGACUAUCGGCAAUGUGAUUGGAAAUGCUGGGAACGCUGGAAAUGUUGGGAAUGUCCCUGAGUCCUCCUUCGCGUCCUUGUCCCUCAAGGCGAAUCCUAUCAGUCCCGACCCUGAGAAGGUGACUGAGAGCGGCAUCAUCCACAGCAUGUUUCACUCCCACGCCAACCCCCUGCAGACUGGUACUCAGCAACUGGUCGCGACUAUCUUCUACAAAUCUGCGGAUCCCAUUCAUCCUCACCUGCACCCCGACUCCUCCCCGCAUGCUAAGCCGGGAGAUACGCUGCCCUCGCCCACCGUCCCCGUCGGUUCUGCCCCCACCAUCGACAUCGAGAAACUCCCUCGGGAGCCCCCUGCGCCGGAGCCCGAGCCUCUCGACCAUUUGUACGGCCCAUUUGUGUCGCAACUAUGCCUGACCAACUUCCUUCAGAUCAUCGAGUCUCUUCCGACACCCUACCAGCGCACGAACACCUCACACCGUUGCCUGGAGGCUAAUGAGCAUCCUCGGGUGGUGGAAGUCACUUUCUCCCCGCCCCCCAACCCGGAAUACCUGACCUUCGCAGACCUUCGCAAACAUGAAAGCAUCUGGCGUUUCGAGCGGGAAUGGAAUGUCGAGGUCGUACUUCAACGGGAGAGUGUUUUCCGUCGUCACAAGCGCCUCUUUGUCUUCGAUAUGGACAGCACACUAAUCCAGAACGAAGUCAUCGAUGAGAUUGCCAAGUUCAUCGGUGUCGAGAAGGAAGUUUCGGAAAUUACGGCCCGUGCUAUGAACGGUGAACUCGACUUCUCUGCAUCCUUGAAGGAGCGGGUCUCCCUACUGAAGGGUGUCCCCGCAGACGUCUUCGAGAAGCUGAAGUCGAUCAUCACCAUCGCCCCUGGCGCACGCGAGCUGUGCAAGGCCUUGAAGACUCUUGGCUGCAAGAUGGCAGUUUUGAGCGGAGGUUUCCAGCCUUUGGCGGAGUGGCUUGCUGGCGAGCUUGGCCUCGACUAUGCUUUUGCUAAUCAUCUUGAAAUCGACCCCACCACACAAACCUUGACGGGCAAGCUGGUGCCAUCAUACCCGAUCAUCGACGCGGCCCAGAAACGCACGCUGUUGCACUCGAUCGCGGAGCAGAACGGAAUCCCGAUCUCUCAGGUCGUUGCUGUGGGCGACGGUGCCAAUGACCUCCUCAUGCUCCACGCGGCUGGGCUUGGAGUUGCCUGGCGCGCCAAGAGCAAGGUCCAGCUUGAGGCCCCUACUCGUCUCAACGGAGAGAGCCUCGUAGACAUCCUGUACCUGCUUGGACUCAAUCGGGAUGAUGUCAAAGAACUGCUCGUAUAA
Aspergillus brunneoviolaceus CBS 621.78 is the source of this 1434-nucleotide messenger RNA. RefSeq names its product phosphoserine phosphatase SerB. The transcript is spliced from 3 exons. Gene Ontology annotation, biological process: dephosphorylation; L-serine biosynthetic process. NCBI's taxonomy places the organism in Eukaryota, Fungi, Ascomycota, Eurotiomycetes, Eurotiales, Aspergillaceae. The coding region runs from base 1 to 1434 and encodes 477 amino acids. Gene Ontology annotation, cellular component: cytoplasm. Gene Ontology annotation, molecular function: L-phosphoserine phosphatase activity; magnesium ion binding. The record is from RefSeq and is a predicted model, not a curated record.